Vidua macroura (Pin-tailed whydah) is the source of this 875-nucleotide messenger RNA. Its product is annotated as protein CD300H-like. NCBI's taxonomy places the organism in Eukaryota, Metazoa, Chordata, Aves, Passeriformes, Viduidae. Gene Ontology annotation, cellular component: plasma membrane. The record is from RefSeq and is a predicted model, not a curated record. Gene Ontology annotation, molecular function: transmembrane signaling receptor activity. Bases 69 to 746 code for a protein of 225 amino acids. The transcript has 4 exons.
UUCAUCCUGAAGGAAUUUUUGUGAAAAACCACGGAGAAAAUUCCACCUCAGGAGCAAGAAGCUGGAAAAUGAGGAUUUUCUUGGUUUGGACCCUUUUCCUCAUGAGAGCCACGAGCACAGGUGGCCGGGCAGUGAGAGGCCCCAAGCAGGUGACAGUUAAGCAGGGCAGCUCACUGGCAGUGUCCUGCAGCUACAAGCCACGCUACAAGCUCAACUCCAAGUACUGGUGCCGCAAAAACUCCCUCUGGCUUUGCUUCACCUACAUCAUCCAAACCAAUGGCUCAGAGGUGACAGUGACACGGGACAGGGUGUCCAUCAGGGACAACCACACAGCAAAUUCAUUCACAGUGACACUGAGCAGUGUCACACCAGGGGAUGCAGGCCAGUACUCCUGUGGGGUAAAGAAGAAAGUGGGGAUCAACCAAUGGCACAGCACCAAGGUGAUGGUUUCUGCAGCUGUUUCAAACACAACCGAGGACAGCAACGUGAGCCCAUCAACCACCAACCCUCUGUGCCCCAGGGGCUGCGGGGAGCCUCCAGUGCUGUCCCAGCUCAGUGUCAUCCACUUGCUGCUUCUGCUCAGCAUCAAGGUGCCCAUGGCACUAGCUGUGGUUUGUGGGGCAGCCUGGGUGAGGAGCCAGUGCAGGAGCCGUGAUCAGGAAAACCUACAGCUCUUGGACACAUCCAGCAGCACCAGGGCAUGGGGCUGCCCACUCAUCCCAACCACUUCCGAGCCCCAGGGAUGACCUCCUGCCCCCCUGGCCGCCACCCUGCUGGGGCCAUGCCACCCCUCACAGCCACCCCUUGCCAGGAGGUGCUCAGCUCCGGGCACUUCUGGCCCUGGAAAGCCUCGGCCCCUCCUGGCAGCCCCUGCA